Molecule: messenger RNA, 2940 nt
Organism: Liolophura sinensis
Lineage: Eukaryota; Metazoa; Mollusca; Polyplacophora; Chitonida; Chitonidae
Product: apoptosis inhibitor 5-like
Exons: 13
Coding region: 106-1695 (529 amino acids)
Biological process (GO): negative regulation of apoptotic process
Cellular component (GO): nucleus
Molecular function (GO): RNA binding
Source: RefSeq, a predicted model, not a curated record
AAAGCGCAUUGUCGAAAGCGGCGUGAAACGUGUUUAACUUAAUGCAAUCUAAUCCUUGAGAUCUGGAUUUGAAGUUGUGGCUUUUGUGUGCACCUCUGUGCUCUGAUGGCAACUGUUGAAAAACUUUAUCAGAGCUUUGGUACUCUGGCCGAUGCCAAAGACAAAGCUGGAGAGCACAAGGAUGAAUAUUCUUUUAUAAUAAGUGCUACAAAAGGGAAUCCCAGUGAGAAACGUCUAGCCUCCCAGUUCAUUGCCCGUUUCUUCAAAUACUUCCCAGAGCAGGCAGGACAGGCCAUUAAUGCGUUGUUUGAUCUCUGCGAGGAUGAUGACAGUGCGAUUCGUCGCCAAGCUGUGAAAGACCUGCCUACAUUAUGUAAGGCGUUGCCUGAGCAUGUAGCUAAGAUAGCAGAGGCCCUGACCCAGCUGUUGCAGUGGGAGGAUCCUGCUGAGGUCAGCCUCGUACAGUCCUCUCUCCUCACACUGCUCAACAUCAAUGCAAAAGACACAUUAAAGGGGAUAUUCUCCCAGAUAGAAGCAGAGGAUGUGGAAGACCAGGUCAGGGAGAAAGCCAUCAAGUUCCUGACCGUGAAACUACGGACAUUAUCUGAUGACAAACUGGACAAGGAUACAGAAGAGUUUAUCUGGACUGAGUGUAAAAAGGUUUUGCAAGAUGUGACCAAAGAUGAAUUUAUAGCCAUAAUGAAUGUACUGAAGGGAUUGAAAACAAUGGGAACUGUUCAAGGGAGACAACAAUUGGUAGAAACUGUUGUGGAACUGGCUGAGCUGGAGGAACCCUUCAAACCUUCAGACCCAGAUAUGGUGGACAAGUUUAUACAGUGUGUCAAACAGGCCAUACCUUUGUUUUCUAAAAAUGUUCAUUCUAAAGCCUUUAUGAACUACAUGUGUGAGAAUGUUUUGCCCGUGCUAUCAGAGCUCACCACGUCAGAAGAUGAAGUAAAUGUAGAGCUUGAUGUCCUCAAAGUCUUUGCUGAAGUCUCAGAAUUCUGUGGGGAGAUAGACAAUCCAGAGAAUGCUGUGGAGAAGCUUUAUGAUAACCUCAUUAGUUUCAUGCCCUUGCCGACUCCAGAUGAGAAUGAGGAUGUGAUGACUGGUACAGAAGAGCCUAAGUUACAGUUCUCCCAUGUAGAAUGUCUGAUGUUUGCUUUCCACCAGCUGGCCGGGAAGAUUCCUGGCUUUCUCACAGACCCAGCCAAUGCAGAGAGGCUAAAGGACUUCCGACUUCGGCUGCAGUACUUUGCCCGUGGUGUACAGGUGUAUAUCAAACAGCUGCGAGCUGCUCUUCAGGGGAAAACCGGGGAUGCUCUCAAGACAGAAGAGAACAAAAUCAAGAUAAUGGCUCUAAAAAUCACGUCAAAUAUCAACGUCCUGAUCAAAGAUCUGCUCCACAACCCACCCUCCUACAAAUCAUCCGUCACAUUGUCAUGGAAACCAAUAGUGGCUAAAACAGUAGCAGCAUCAGAGUCCAGGCCUUCCACUGGCCAAAAGCGAACACCGAUCACUUUUGACUCCAGUGAUGGGGCAUCUGCUAAGAAAAUAAACAAACAGAGUCGAGCCAUUUACUCUCCUCCGGGUGGGAAAUACAGUAACAAAGCUGGGACAUAUGCUGGAGGGGGGCGUGGUGGCGGUGGACGGGGACGAAGCUUUAGAGGUCGUCGUGGUUACAACAGAUUUUAAUAUUGGAGUGAGGGGUUCGAAGAACUGUGAAUAUUGUCAGCUCAAGUCUCUACCGACUGGGAAGAUUACACUGAGAAGGCUGAAUCAGCCGCACUUAGCAGCUGUACAGAGCGACUCUAUCUUCUCUUAGCACCACCUAACUUCCUUAUGUUACAUUCAGCUCUCGUCACAUCUGCGCGCAUCGACUGAUUGUGAUGAUACAUAAGCAGGAGGUAAAGUUAGAGUGUGAAGUCUAUGGAUCAGGAGUCCACUGAGUUGGUUACCCCACAAUGUAUUUGUGAAGGCUCCAAGUCUAAACAUGAUGCUUGUAUUUCGAUAUUCUGCUGUUGUCAUCUAAAACACAUGUGAUUUGCAUGAAAACUACAUGUCGACUUAUUUGAGACCUCUGAAUUUGUUUUACCAUGUGUGUUACUGGUGAACCAGAUUUUCAAGACUCAUAUUUACUGUCAUGUUUAACAGGACAUGAAGACAUUUUGUUUGUUGAAUUUGGAUUUGGAAAUAUCUUCAAGUUCUAAGCAUACAAAGAAAAACAUUCAUGUUGCUUUUCACUGUAUUAUUUAACCAUUUUGUCUGAACAGCUCCCAAGAUGUCAUCAAUCAACCCAUGGAAGAUAAUAUGUGAUUUAGACGAUGUAAAUAGCCUAGCCAUUUAUUCCCUGUUCACGUCCAUUAUCAACUCAUUUAUUUUUAAAGUUCAUGUGACACAUCACAGGAAGGUUUGAGAAUGGAUUUUCAUUACAUGUAUCGGAACUGGAUGUGUGGCCAUCAUUUCACGUGUAAAGCAGCUGUAGGCAUUAUUUCAUUGUUGCAUACAUUGAUGCGUUUUUAUUUUGCAAAGUAAAUAUCCAUUUUCUACAGGUAGCUUGAUGGUUUGCAAUUUUUUUUGUCUUGUGUACAUGUACUUUGAUGUAGUCGUUUUUGUUCCUCUGUUAAGGCAAUAGUGAUGUUAUUAAAGGGGUGUAUUCCAGUUCACCAUUUAUUACAGCUUUAGACCAUCUUCAAGAAGAGUAUAACUACUAGCAACUGUUUGUAGCCCAGCUCACAUGUAAUUGUCAAAAUGCAUCUGUAUUUUUUAGGGGUUAAUAUCUCUAUUAUUGUUUGCAGAAUAACAUGGAACAAUGGAUUAUAAACAGGUGGCUAAGUAAUUGUGUUAAAUAAAAAGUUCAUUUCUUCAGCUAGCAGCAUGCCUUCAUGAUUUAGAUGAACUGUCACCUUAUACAAGAAUAAAAGAAAUGGUUUUAAUUUA